Messenger RNA from Phasianus colchicus (ring-necked pheasant), 4981 nucleotides. It is a transcript of the gene IPO8, whose product is annotated as importin 8. The record is from RefSeq and is a predicted model, not a curated record. Gene Ontology annotation, biological process: protein import into nucleus. Lineage: Eukaryota; Metazoa; Chordata; Aves; Galliformes; Phasianidae. Gene Ontology annotation, molecular function: small GTPase binding. Gene Ontology annotation, cellular component: cytosol; nuclear envelope.
UGGCAGCUCAGCGAAAUGCUGGAACAAUGAGGCAGUGAAGCUCCCCAGGCAGCAGCCCGAGCUGAGGGGACGCGGCGGCGGGCUGGGCGCGCUGCUGGCCGUACCGCAACAUGGCCGCCCCCACGGCCCCCUGCCGUCCGUACAGCAUGGCGGCCUCCGCGCCGAGCCAGAAGGAGGCGCCGCGGCCGUAAAGCAGCGCCCGCUUCCCGAUACCCAGCUGUCGCAAACCGGUGAAUGGCUCUGGAGAGGGACCGGGGGGUGGGGGACACGAGCUCGCGGUCGCGGCGCGGGGGGGCGGCGGCGGCGGCGGCUCCGCUCCCUCCUCCUGCCCCCGGCGGAGCGCGGCCUGCCGGCCGGGGGACCGCAGCGUGCCGAGAUGGACCCCAACAGGAUCAUCCAGGCGCUGAAGGGCACCAUCGACCCCAAGCUGCGCAUCGCAGCCGAGAACGAGCUCAAUCAGUCCUAUAAAAUCAUCAAUUUUGCUCCAAGUCUACUGCAAAUCAUAGUAUCAGAUCAAGUUGAGUUUCCGGUGCGUCAAGCAGCUGCCAUCUACCUGAAGAACAUGGUGACGCAGUACUGGCCUGACCGUGAACCACCUCCUGGAGAAGCAGUAUUUCCUUUCAACAUUCAUGAAAACGAUCGUCAGCAGAUUCGUGAUAACAUUGUAGAAGGAAUAAUUCGCUCUCCUGACUUAGUGAGAGCCCAGCUGACAAUGUGCCUGCGUGCUAUCAUUAAGCAUGACUUUCCUGGCCAUUGGACAGCGGUCGUUGACAAGAUAGGCUACUACUUGCAGUCUCAAAACAGUGGGAGCUGGCUUGGGAGCCUCCUGUGCCUGUAUCAGCUGGUGAAGACUUAUGAAUACAAGAAAGCAGAGGAGCGAGAUCCUCUGAUAGCAGCAAUGCAGAUAUUUUUGCCUCGUAUUCAGCAGCAAAUGAUCCAGCUUCUGCCUGAUAAUUCCCAUUACUCUGUGCUUCUUCAGAAACAGAUUUUAAAAAUCUUCUAUGCUCUUGUUCAGUAUGCAUUGCCACUCCAGUUGGUGAAUAACCAGACUAUGACUCAGUGGAUGGAGAUCUUCCGUACCAUCAUUGACAGAAAUGUACCUCCUGAGACUUUGCAAAUCGAUGAAGAUGAUAGACCAGAGCUGGUGUGGUGGAAAUGCAAGAAAUGGGCAUUACAUAUCGUAGCUCGUCUUUUUGAGCGGUAUGGAAGUCCAGGAAAUGUAACUAAAGAAUACUUUGAGUUCUCAGAGUUUUUUCUAAAAACAUAUGCUGUGGGCAUACAACAAGUUCUAUUAAGAAUCUUAGACCAAUACAGACAAAAGGACUAUGUUGCACCACGUGUUCUUCAGCAAACGUUAAACUACCUGAACCAAGGAGUCAUUCACUCUGUAACGUGGAAGCAAAUGAAGCCACACAUACAAAGUAUAACAGAAGAAGUGAUAUUCUCCCUAAUGUGCUACAAAGACGAGGACGAAGAGCUGUGGCAAGAAGAUCCGUAUGAAUAUAUCCGCAUGAAAUUUGAUGUAUUUGAGGAUUAUGCAUCCACAACAACAGCAGCACAGAAUCUCCUUUAUACAGCAGCAAAGAAGAGAAAAGAGGUAUUGCCAAAAAUGAUGGCAUAUUGCUACCAGAUUCUGACAGAACCAAACAUUGAUCCAAGGAAGAAAGAUGGAGCUUUGCAUGUUAUAGGAUCCUUAGCAGAUAUUUUACUGAAAAAGAGUGUAUUCAAGGAUCAAAUGGAGCUGAUGCUACAGAAUCAUGUAUUUCCAUUGUUCAUGUCUAACCUGGGGUACCUCAGAGCUAGAUCCUGUUGGGUACUUCAUUCAUUCAGUGCUUUGAAUUUUCACAAUGAGCUAAACUUGAGGAAUGCAGUAGAGCUAGCAAAGAAGAGCCUGAUUGAUGAUAAAGAAAUGCCUGUCAAGGUAGAAGCUGCCAUAGCUCUGCAGAUGUUAAUAAGCCACCAGGAGCAAGCUAAGGAAUACGUGAAGCCAUAUGUAAGACCAGUUAUGCAAGAGCUCUUGCACAUUGUUAGAGAGACAGAAAAUGAUGAUCUUACAAAUGUAAUCCAGAAGAUGAUCUGUGAGUACAGUCAGGAAGUAGCUACCAUCGCUGUUGACAUGACACAACACCUGGCUGAAAUAUUUGGUAAAGUACUUCAGAGUGAGGAAUAUGAGGAAGUGGAGGACAAAACAGUUAUGGCCAUGGGUAUCUUGCACACUAUUGACACUAUCCUAACAGUUGUGGAAGAUCACAAGGAGAUAACUCAACAGCUGGAGAGCAUUUGUUUGCAGAUCAUCGGCCUUGUUUUGCAGAAGCAUGUUAUAGAGUUUUAUGAAGAAAUUCUUUCCUUGGCAUACAGCUUGACAUGCCAGAUGAUUUCACCUCAAAUGUGGCAGCUUUUAGGUGUUCUCUAUGAGGUUUUCCAGCAGGAUUGCUUUGAAUACUUUGCAGAUAUGAUGCCUCUCUUGCAUAAUUAUGUGACCAUUGACACUGAUACUUUACUGUCUAAUCCAAAGCAUUUAGAAAUCAUUUAUGCUAUGUGUAAAAAGGUAUUGACAGGAGAUGCUGGAGAAGAUGCAGAGUGCCAUGCAGCCAAGCUCCUAGAAGUAAUUGUUCUUCAGUGCAAAGGACGGGGUAUUGACCAGUGCAUUCCACUCUUUGUGGAGGCUGUUCUGGAGCGGUUGACAAGAGGAGUUAAAACAAGCGAGCUUCGUACCAUGUGUCUUCAGGUUGCCAUAGCUGCACUCUAUUACAAUCCUGACCUACUUUUGCACACCUUAGAGAACAUCAGAUUUCCACACAACCCUGAGCCCAUCACUGCACAGUUCAUAAACCAGUGGAUGAAUGACACAGACUGUUUUCUCGGACUCCAUGACAGAAAGAUGUGCAUAAUAGGACUGAGCAUCCUAAUGGAGUUACAGAACCGACCACCUGCAGUGGAUGCUGUGGCUGCUCAGAUUGUCCCUUCAAUCCUCCUCCUCUUCCUGGGCUUGAAACAAGUUUGCGCCUCACGAGAACUCACAGAACACGAGGAUCAUGCUAAAGAUGAUAAACACGUUGCAGAAGAUAAUGAAGAGAUACCAAGUGAUGAGGAGGAGACAAAUGAAGUGAGCCAGGCAAUGCAAGAGAACCAUGGCGCAGGUGGAGAUGGAGGUGGAGAAGAAGAGGAUGACGAUGAUGAUGAUGAUGACUGGGAUGAAGAUGCCUUGGAAGAGACUGCUCUUGAAGGGUUCAGCACACCUCUUGACCUUGAAAAUGGUGUUGAUGAAUACCAGUUUUUCACACAAGCACUUUUAGCGGUGCAGAGCCGAGAUGCUGCCUGGUACCAUUUGCUGACAGCACCGCUGAGUGAGGAUCAGAAGAAACAGCUGCAGGAAAUUUAUACAUUAGCAGAGCACCGGCGAAAUGCUGCAGAGACUAAGACAAUAGAACAGCAAAGUGGCUACACAUUUGACAACAAAGGACUGGUCAUAGCAUUUAACUUUGCUGGAAAUACUCCUGGUGGAAACUGAAGGAUCGACUACGAAGGUCAAUGAGAAGGGUUUCAUCAUCACAUUUUCUUAAACUCAUCAUGACUUCUGAGUGAUAGGGGAGGGUAAUUUAAUGCUGCUGAAGGUUUUCUGAAAUAUAGCAGUGUGCUUCCCCCACCAGAAUGCUUUUUCUAACCGGCUACUGUAAUUUACAAAUUCUUGUGGUGUUUUUAUAAUUUGAUGGACUGAAAAGGAAACAUUUGUCCUCAAGGAACCUGAAUGAAUGGGAGGGGCCAGGCUGCGUCUAAUUGAGUUGCACUUCUCAGGUUUUUUGCUGUGCAGAAUUGAUAGAUUCAUAUGGAUAACAGUGCCUUCUGUUGUACAUGGAUUGCCUGAACAAAUGGAUUUUUGGAGUGCAUUAUAAUUUUUUAAGUGUAAGAACAUUUCUCGAUAACACUGUAAGCCUUGGUUCCAUGUUUUGCUGUCAUCUGCUUUUUACUACACCAUUUAACUGUUUGUUGGUUGUAUACCUGUUGCUGGAUUCAGAAUAUGAUCUCUUCCCAGUUUGGUGCAGGCCAGAUGUGAAUAGGGAAGCAUCUGCUGGAGUUGCAGAGCAUACACUGGUUGUCAGAGUGUCUUAACAGAACUGCAGAUUUUCCCUUGAUGUAGUAGUCUUAAAUUAUUUCUCUUAGCUAUGGAAUCAACUCACUUGAGUUAUGAUGGCACGUGUGGCAGUUGGCUAUCCUAAAUCUACAUUGACAUUACCUCCUGCCUGCACAAGUGGCAUGGCCCUCUCAUGUAGAUGUGCUACAUGACAACUUUUUAUUUUCACUCUUUUUGUUGGGUUCAUAUAACCUGAUUUUCUGUUUUUAUUCAUUCAUUACCAUUCCAAUGGUAGUACUGAAUGCAUAAUGUGGUACAAAAUAUAUACAGUAUUUUAUUUAUCUUAGAAGAAAAACAGUUGUGGACUUGCUUUUUACUGUUACACUUCUGUGAUAAAAUUUCUGGUCUGCAUUCCAUUUGGCUGUUCUUUUUCAAUGCCGAAAUUUUGUUAUCAGCCAGAUUUUUUUUUCCUGACUUUCAAAGGCUGGUUUCUCAUAAAUUGAAACAUAUACAAUAGGUUUUUUUCUUUUUUGUGAAUAUGUUCAUUUAGUGAGAAACUUAGCUUUAUGAGAAACCGACAGUAAUACUAGAUUGAGUGGCUGCCCCUUCUCUAGCUCUGUUGGGGUCUCAGUAAUGUAGCCAAAAUAAGUUGGGGUGUUUUAGAAUGUGCAGUUUGAAUUGAAGAUAAAAUGUUCAGUGCAGAUUUUGUCUCUGUGUUAAUUUCUAUAAGACUUAAAAAUAUUUACAAAGCAAUUUUAAGCACACACUGAUGAUGUAAUUCUUUAGAGCACUGACCCAACUGGAAAGUUGUAGCCCUUUCCCAUACACUAUCAGAUUUUAAAAAUUGUAGACAAUUACAGAUUGCUGGUCCUGCAGUGUGCUGAAUCUUUUUUAUUUUUUUUUUUCAAU